This is a messenger RNA of Dothidotthia symphoricarpi CBS 119687, 150 nucleotides long. RefSeq lists its product as uncharacterized. The record is from RefSeq and is a predicted model, not a curated record. The annotation marks the transcript as partial. The transcript has a single exon. Lineage: Eukaryota; Fungi; Ascomycota; Dothideomycetes; Pleosporales; Dothidotthiaceae.
AUGCCGGCUGCCAUACGUUCCCUCGAAACAAUGGUGCUCCAAGCACAUCGCGCCAAAGGCAUGCGCUACCCAACACACGGUCAAAAAGAGUACUUGAAAACGUGGUACUCCUACACCUUGCGCCGAGGCGAAGUGGAGAAAACUAGUCCG